CGGAGAGCCCGGCCCUGAGCCCGCAGCGCCGCCGCGAGCGGAGCGGAGCGGCCCCGGCUCCCUUGGAAAAGCCCUGAGGGAGGCGGGAGCGGGCGGCGAAGAGGAGGAGGAGGAAGAGGAGGAGGAGGAAGCGAGGGAAGGAGCCGGGGAGAAACAGGACAGGGAAGAGCUGGGAGCGAAGCCCGGGAGAGGCCGGAGAGCGCCGGAGGAGGGACCCCCACCCCCCGCGCCACCCAGGACAGCCGGACACCCCCGCUGACCACCCGCGGCCAACGCCGGACCCGCCACCCCUCCUUGGAGACACCGAGCCGCGCCAAGUCCCCUUCCUGGCAAAUCCCAGCCUCUCCUCCUCCUCCUCCUCCUCCACCUCCUCCUCCUGCUGCUGCUGCUGGCGGUGUCACCCCAGGGCCAGCACCCGAGUCCCCCCGCAUGGUGCGCCCCGAUCCCCCCGGGCAGCCGCGGCGGCGUUAAGAUGGUGAGAGCUGCCCGGGCCGGGCCGGGCGGGGAGCAGCGGGAUGGACACCGGCCCGGCGAUCCCGGCCGCGUAGGGAACGAUGGACUCGCAGAGCCGCCGGGAUGCCCAGCGCACGGAGCGGCCCGGCAGCGGCACCGGCAGCACCGGCACCGGCACCGGCAGCGGCCGUAGCGAGGGCGAGAGGGAGCGCAUCCGCGGCCGCAUGAGGAUGGUGAUCGGGCAGCUCGAGGGAAUCCUGCGAGAGCUCAAGGAGGUGGCCAAGGAGCUCCGCGAGGUCGUGUCCCAGAUUGACCGCCUGACGUCGGACUUUGCUCUGGACCUGGAGCCGGACGCUUGGACUCCAGCCACGGCCAGCAGCACGUCCAGCAGUGACCGGGGCGGCGCCAGCCUCGAGCUGGGCCCGCUGGACUUCGCCGCUUCCGACAUCCUCUCGGACAGUUGGGAAUUCUGUUCCUUCCUGGACGCCUCCACGCCCUCGGACCCCGGCGAUUGUCCGGAGCCUCUGCGGCCGGUGCCAGCCCGGCUGAUGAACGGUGGGGUGCCCAUGGCCAACGGCCCCCGUGGGGGCGGGGGAACCCCGGAUUCCUCCAGUGAGGAAUGUUUCGGGAGCACUGCCAUUCCCAAAAUCCCGGCGCAGCGGCCGGCAGGGACGCGGGAGCGCGUCCGCUUCAGCGACAAGGUGCUCUACCACGCCCUGUGCUGCGAUGACGAUGGCGACGCCGACGUUCCCGACGUUCCCGACGAUCCCGGCAGGAAGGGGACUCGGGAGCAACUCCCAAGGAAUCCGGGAGCCAUCCCGAUCCGCAGGGCCACGAGGAACAGCAGCACCCAGACCGUGGCUGAUAAGAGCACGCAGACGUUGCUGCCGUACAUCCCGGCCAGGCAGAGAAUUCCCAACAAAAACUGAGCCCGGAUCUGGGUUUGGGAAGGGUUUGGGGGAGGGGGGAAAAUCCCUGGGAAAGGGGUUGGAAAAGAUCUAUAUAUGAAUAUAAAUAUAUAUUUCAAUAAAUCCGUACUCCUCAUAAACGCC
Molecule: messenger RNA, 1505 nt
Organism: Pseudopodoces humilis (Tibetan ground-tit)
Lineage: Eukaryota; Metazoa; Chordata; Aves; Passeriformes; Paridae
Gene: INSYN1
Product: inhibitory synaptic factor 1
Biological process (GO): inhibitory postsynaptic potential
Cellular component (GO): postsynaptic density
Source: RefSeq, a predicted model, not a curated record